Molecule: messenger RNA, 1099 nt
Organism: Helianthus annuus (common sunflower)
Lineage: Eukaryota; Viridiplantae; Streptophyta; Magnoliopsida; Asterales; Asteraceae
Product: ethylene-responsive transcription factor 12
Exons: 2
Coding region: 48-914 (288 amino acids)
Biological process (GO): regulation of DNA-templated transcription; ethylene-activated signaling pathway
Molecular function (GO): DNA binding; DNA-binding transcription factor activity
Source: RefSeq, a predicted model, not a curated record
AUUAUCCUCUCCUUACAUGGUAAAACAUAAAUCUUGGCACUAGACGGAUGUUUACCCUUGGAACCCAUUCUUCCUUCGACUACCCUGGUCUCCAAUAUACUCGACCACAUCUCAAUGAUCCGUCCUUGUUCGGGAACAUGUUCCCUAGGUUCAACGAUCAAGAUGAUCAUGACCCUCAAGAAAAAGAAGUGGAUGUUGAGUUUACUCCCUAUAUAAGCGAAUUUGGCUUCAUGGAAUCAAGCCAAGCAGAACUACCUUGCACCGAAGCCAAAGGUAAGAUGAAGAAAAGGCGGUUAAAGGAGGAAACCCGAGAGGCGGAGUGGAGGCGAUAUAGAGGCGUUAGACGACGACCAUGGGGAAAGUUCACCGCGGAGAUAAGGAAUCCGGAGAAGAAAAAGGCCAGAUUAUGGCUUGGUACAUUUGAUACACCUGAGCAAGCUGCAUUGGCUUAUGAUAAAGCUGCUUUUAAGUUCCAUGGUUCACGAGCCAAGGUUAACUUCCCACUCUUGAUCGGCUGCGAUAACCCAACCAUUAUGAUAGAGCAUCCAACAACCACCACUAACAAGACAGUGAACAAGGGGAAAGGUGAUCAUGACUCACUUCAAGAUCUUCAACUGUAUACGUUUGCACCACCACCAGACACAACCUCAGGUGAUAAUGGUUCGUUAUGGUCCAUUUUCAUGCAAAACACGGUGCAGUUGCCAUCUGGAGUGGAGGAGGUGGGUAGUGACCGUGAUUCAAUGUUGGGUUUUCAAGAAAACACGGUUGCACCGGAGGAACUUCAGUUUCCUGUGAUGGAACCGCCUCCGGCAACCGCCACCGCAGUUAGAGCAACGGAGGUGGGAACUGAUCAUGACACGUUUUGGGAUCUUCAUAUCGAUACAUUGACAGAUGAUGAUUUCCUUUUUCUUUAGUGCUUUAAAUUUAGUAGGUUUUUUUCAUUGAAUAUCAAGAUUUGGUCAAGAAUCCAUGCAUGAUAUUAUUAGAACAUAUGUGUAGUGGUACACAUAAAUAAUGCCUCCAUUCAUGGGUAUUGUAUGAUACGUGUCAUUCCAGUCAGCAAAGAGGCAUUAUGGGUGUUUUUCACAAAUAGGCGUAG